Messenger RNA from Lytechinus variegatus (green sea urchin), 5445 nucleotides. RefSeq names its product serine/threonine-protein phosphatase PP1-beta catalytic subunit (gene ppp1cb). The transcript is spliced from 8 exons. Gene Ontology annotation, molecular function: protein serine/threonine phosphatase activity. Gene Ontology annotation, cellular component: nucleus; cytoplasm. The coding region runs from base 99 to 1073 and encodes 324 amino acids. Lineage: Eukaryota; Metazoa; Echinodermata; Echinoidea; Temnopleuroida; Toxopneustidae. The record is from RefSeq and is a predicted model, not a curated record. Gene Ontology annotation, biological process: circadian regulation of gene expression; regulation of circadian rhythm.
AGAGAUACGUACGUAAACGGUAUAGUGUACCGGUAUAGAACGGUUGGCCUGGGUUAAAGAUCGCCGAUCAAUAGUUUUCUCACCGGCAGUUUCUAAUCAUGGCGGAUUUGGAAUUGGAUAUUGACAGCAUUCUUACUCGUCUUCUGGAAGCAAGAGGUAAACCAUACAAAACAGUUAAUCUAACAGAAGCAGAAGUAAGAGGUCUGUGUGUCAAAUCAAGAGAAAUAUUCCUUAGCCAACCAAUCUUAUUAGAAUUAGAAGCUCCUCUUAAAAUAUGUGGUGACAUUCAUGGUCAGUACACAGAUCUCCUUAGGUUAUUUGAGUAUGGUGGUUUCCCACCCGAUUCCAACUACCUAUUCUUGGGUGACUAUGUGGACAGAGGGAAGCAAUCCUUGGAAACAGUUUGUCUUCUCCUAUCCUACAAGAUCAAGUACCCAGAGAACUUCUUCCUCUUGAGAGGCAACCAUGAAUGUGCCAGCAUUAACCGAAUCUACGGCUUCUACGAUGAAUGUAAGAGGAGGUACAACAUCAAAAUCUGGAAAACAUUUACAGACUGCUUCAACUGCUUGCCUGUGGCUGCCAUUGUAGAUGAGAAAAUUUUCUGCUGUCAUGGAGGUCUGUCACCUGAUCUACAGAGUAUGGAACAAAUCAGGAGAAUAAUGAGACCAACUGAUGUCCCAGAAACAGGUCUUCUGUGUGAUCUGUUAUGGUCAGAUCCUGACAAGGAUGUAUCAGGGUGGGGUGAGAAUGACCGUGGUGUCUCCUUCACAUUUGGAAAUGACAUCGUGACCAAGUUCCUCAACAGACAUGAUCUAGACUUGAUCUGCAGAGCCCACCAGGUUGUGGAAGAUGGGUAUGAGUUCUUUGCAAAACGUCAGCUGGUCACGCUGUUUUCAGCUCCUAACUACUGUGGAGAGUUUGACAAUGCUGGAGGAAUGAUGAGUGUAGAUGAAACUCUCAUGUGUUCGUUUCAGAUCCUGAAACCAUCAGAGAAGAAGGCUAAGUACCAGUAUGCUGGAAUCAACUCUGGUAGACCAGGUACCCCUCCUAAAGGACAAGUCAAAAAGAAGUAGGGUCCUUGGCAAAGACCCCCUUAAUCUACAUAACCUUUCUUAAAACAGCCCAUGAGGGCGUGCUCUCUCAAUUUACCCAAUGGGCACUGUCAUACGGAUGCAAGUAACCUCGUUUGUCCAAGAUGGGUGGAGAUGAUGGCAGCAAAUAAAGUAAAUAGAAUGAUUCAUCUGUCUACAAAUCUAAAAUAUUUUAAUAAAACACAAAAGGGACUCAUGCAACAAGGAACAUUUGUGCACUGUUAAAUGAUUGCUGUUUAUGACGAAAACUAUGUGAGUUGCUGAAGUUUGCAUUGUUCUUGAGUGAUUUUGCAAUUAAAAACUUGCAAACUAAUGUAGGCCCAUAAGGAAUGCAUUUCAUGCAGGUUUAAUGCCUGAUAUUGUGGUCUUAUGGUCUGCAUUUGAGUGCAUAUUUUCAAUUAAUAGGUCACAAAUCUUUCAUGUUUAUAAAAUAAGUAGCAAUUGUAAACUUGACUGCCAUGGAAAUAUAAGGGGAAAAAAUAAAUCCGAAUUGAAAUAAAAUGGUAUUGCAUCUCAUUUAUUCUUUGGUUGCAUCAAACUAAAUCAGGAAGCUACUAUGAGAUAUGGAAAGUAGCUUUGCAUUUUCUAGCCAGACGUUUCCUAAAGUGAACAGCUACACAUGAAUGGGAUGUAAAUGGGAACAGAGCUGGUUGCUGUAUAAUAGUAGGAAGGCCAUUGUUGUGAUAUGUAUGAUCAUAUUUACAUAGAAUAGGUAUGUGAGCGGAGGGACAUGUUCACAUUUGAGUUUUGGACUGUGCAUAUAAACUGACUGCAGUUGACUUGAUUAUGAAUUGAUUCUUUAUAUAUUAAUUACCAUUUUAACAGAUUAACAAAUGCAGUCUUGGAAAGGGAGUUUUUUCAUGCAGUGUUUAUACAUAGACAAACAUGAAAAUGUGAUUUAUUACUUUGUACAUAAGACAUAGAGAAAGUGUGAACACUGGUAUAUUUCUGUAGCAGUGUGUUUUUACUGGACUGCAGCAAAAUAGGGUUUAUUAAGAUAUUUAAAUGUGAUAUAUUUAUUAUUAGCUGUGUAUAUUGAUUUGAUGUUAUCUCUACUUAUUUAGCAUAAUGAUGAUGUAAAUGUUUAGUUAUCCAUCUUAUGUCAAGAAAUGCAAAGACCAUGAAAAUGAAUUUAGGGCUUUCUUAUAACUUCAAUUUGCCAACUGAUUGCGAAGCAAUGGGAUUCGAUAAUUUCGUUGAGGCUUGGUAUGUAGAAAGUUGUUGAAUCUUGAUACCCGUGUUUUGUAAAUGAUACUCAGUUUUAGAAAUAAUACAAAACUAUCAACUUUUGGUGAUUUUAAGUUCAGGUUUCAUUUUGGUGUUCAUGUUGAUGUUAGCAGUGUACAUGUUAACAGUUUAGGUGUUGGUGUUUAUGAAUGAUAUCUGGCUCCUACACUGAGCAUGGGUUUAUAUAUGACAUACACCACUCACAUUGAUAGCUGGACACCUGCCUUCAAUGAGAUCAAUCCGAGCACCAGUUUCAUUUUUUGUUCAGUGCUGGACUGGUGUAAAUCACAGACACUGGAAGUCAACACCAAACUUGAAAUCGCCAUCAUUGAGAUAUUAUGCAACACACUACCACCUGUAUGACCAGUAGUGAAUAUUAUGAUAAUGCUUUCAUUGAGCAUUUUAAGUGUUUCAGUUUCAGAUUAUGUUAUAGAUACCGAUGGUAGGUGGAGCCUUGCAGCUCUUACGGAAUCCCAUUUUUAACCCGUUGCCUACUGAAUGUAAGUGGCCUAUUUACAAAGCCUUUGUGAAUUACAGAAUCCAGUAGUCAACUGGUUAGUUUAGCCAAAAUCAGUUGGGUACGAAGGAUAAUUUUCUGACUUUCAAUAAAGAGUGUUAGAUGUAACUGUGUAGUAGUUGGCACCUCACACUUAUGGUUUCAAAUACCAAAAUAAAGUAAAAGGAAAUUGCAAGUUCACAAGCAUCUUUGUAGUCACAGUUUGGUAAUAGAUUGUUAAGAAGGAUAAGAUUGCAUGCUGUUAUAUUUGGAUUAGGACAAUUUUCAAAAAAGGGGGCUGAUUUUUGUGAACUUUAUGGCCAGACUUCAUGAAUGUGUUUUUAAUUUGUGAUCUUGUACCAUGGUUUAUGCAGAUUUAAUUGCUCUUAUUAGUGCACAUAUUGAGGAAGAGUUUAGUAAUCAGUGCAUGCUUCUGCCAAAAUGUUCUAAAUCCAAGCUUGUAAUUACCAAGGUUAGAGCACUAGUGAGCCUACUGUUAUGAGCCAGUGAUCUCAUUGUUCAUACCAAUUGAUUUACAUUAACAAUAGACUCAUUAAUGCUGUAACCUUAGUAAGGGUAAAUGAGUGUGGUGUGAGAAAAGCUUGCAUACAUUCUUGGACACUUCUUGAACUGAAUUAAGUGCACGAGUAAUCAACACCUGGAAUCUGCAUAAACCAUGUUUUCAAAACACCCUUUUUUAAUUCGAACCUAAGUGAGGUACAGAUAUGCACUAGAUUUUCAAUAAAAGCAAAGUAUUCAUUCACCUAAAGAGAGUUGGUGGUGGUAUCGGUAUCAAACAAAUUAGUUCUAAGAGAUAUAUAAUGUAUUUAUAUAUGUGAAUUUAAAAUCUUUCAUGGCCACAUAUCAUCAAGUAAUAUAUUGUUUUUGUAGUAGUUUCAUUUGAUUUUUUUCACUCUGAGAGUGGAAAAAUAAUGUGCCUUGUGUAUGUUUGUAAGUAUUGUGAUAUAUUAUUAUCAGUUUUUUUUCAGCUCGUGGCUUGCAGUUCUUGAGUAGUCAUUUAGCAAGACAUUGAUUUCACCCUGAUCAUAUCAAUAGGUUUAUUUUUAAGGUUUUUCUUCCUCAAUUCAUGUUUUGAUGGGGAAAAUAUGAUGAUGAGUUUCUUUCCAGAUCAUUCUGUAACCAUUGUCUUUAAUUGGUACAUAUUUUCCUUCCGCCAUUCAGUCUCUCAGUAAAGUUAUCCAUGCUUUCCACUUAAACAUGAUGCAAAGUUGUCAUUGUUUGUUAUUCACUUCUCAUUCACAUUUUGAAAUGGGGAAUCAGCACAUGCUAAUAGAAAAUGUGCCUUGUUUAGGAAAUAAGUGACCACCCCACCCGUAAUGUCAUGUUAUGUCGACCCCCGUGACUGCAAUUUUCUUCAUGAAAGUGUAGCCUCUUGGAAAACAUGAGUAUUUUGCUAGUUCCUCUUUGAAGCCUCCUCCUAACUCCUAGUUGGCUGAGCAUAAUUGUAUUUUAUAGAAUAUCUUGCAAACAAUAGGCAGACAGCAAGUUUUGUUAUAUUUGAAUGUUUGUCAGAAAGCAUUUGUGUACCUUGGCCAUAAUACAGUAAAGUGUCCUUGACAUUUUUGUUCUUUGUAAUAUCUCUCAAUGCUUUGCUGUGCUCAUGUAUCAUUUUUUUCCAUAAUAAGCAGUAUUCUUGUAUAUGUUCACAAAUGUCCCUCGAUGCUGUAAGGGUAGCCGGCAAUCACUCUUGGCACAAUCUUUAGAGACUUGCAUCGCCUUCAUGUUUUCUGACAAGGUUCCCUUUACAGAAAGAGUUGUGAUCAAACCCAACUCCUAAAAUCAAACACAACUUGGUUUUCAACUAAUCAAAAGCGUGCAGCCUACACUUGAUUUUUAAAGUUGCAUUUGAACACAAUUUUUCUGCAACAGGCCCAAGGAGUAGCAAGUGAAAUAAUGAACUAUGUUGGAAUUUUAAAGAAAGUUUGCUUUCUAAAACUUUGAUUUUAGACUUUUGGAUAUAGAUAAAUACCUAGUAAAUGAGAGGGGAAAAAGUGUAAUAGGAUGAAGAUUGUCUUCUUUGGUCAUGAAAAUAGCAGCUUCAUUGCAUAUGUCAAGUAUUAUGAUUAUAGAGUUCAGCUAUAUCUGAAAAUAUGGUGGCUCACCAAGAAGAAUUUACCAAAUGAAAAUCUGAUUUUCUCAUUUUUUUUAUAGCUUUCUUUUGAUUACCUUCAGAAUAUGCUUUCCCUGUCAAAUCCCCAUAUCAUUUCUAACAAAUUUAUCUCAACUUUAUUUCAAAACAUCUUGCUUUGAUUUGUUGCUACACACACUAUCUAGUAUCCCUGCUCUUUUUUUAAAUCAAUGAUGAAUUGUUUUUUAUUGUUUUUAACUUUGAACUGGGAUACCUAUUUGAGUUGUUUUCUUCUCUCACGAUGGUGCUGGUUUUAAGACUAUUAAAAGAUUAAUGAAAGAGUAAUUUGGGUAAAAAGAAUAACAGCUCCCAGGAAAAUGCAAUUUUAAAGUCGCAUUAUUUAUGUUUGUUUUUUAUUUUCUUGGUGAUAAACUCUCAUUUUGACCCGGAAUGGUGAUAUGUCAAUGGAAAAUGAUUUCAAUGGAAUAUUAAGGGUUUGUUAAUUAAUGAUACAUAAUAAAUCAGAAAAAGUUUUCAUUUUA